This is a messenger RNA of Synchytrium microbalum, 1935 nucleotides long. RefSeq lists its product as uncharacterized. Gene Ontology annotation, molecular function: protein binding. The transcript is spliced from 9 exons. The record is from RefSeq and is a predicted model, not a curated record. The coding region runs from base 1 to 1935 and encodes 644 amino acids. Lineage: Eukaryota; Fungi; Chytridiomycota; Chytridiomycetes; Synchytriales; Synchytriaceae.
AUGUUGUACGGCUAUACUCCUCCAGUGCGUCGAUUCGGUCGAAAUCUCAAGACUCUGGACGAUAAAGGCAACACCAUCAUGACCAAGGAAUACCUAAAGCAAUUGUGCAAGGAGCAAAAGCUCUACCAAACUCCAGAGUUAAAUGACAAGAUAUACCUACAUUUCAAAGGAUUCACAAAGAUUGAACAUCUGGAAGCAUACACUGGACUACGUUCAUUAUGGCUAGAAGGAAAUGGAAUUGGAAAGAUUGAAAAUAUAGACACGUUGGUCGAGUUACGCUGCUUAUACCUGCAACAAAAUUGUAUCGAAGAGAUUGAGAAUCUAGACAAACUCGUUCAACUGGAUACGAUCAACUUGAGCAACAAUCUAGUAAAACAUAUCUCUGGUCUGGACAACCUACCAGCCUUGAGGACCCUUCAGCUCUCCCAUAACUUUAUACGCACUGCUGAUGAUUUGAGACACUUGGCUAACUGUCAUUUCAUCUCAAUUCUGGACUUGUCCAACAACAAGAUUGAAGAUCCUGACAUUGUAGAGGUGUUUGAAGUUAUGGAAAACCUGGCUGUUCUCAACUUGAUGGCAAACCCAGUAACAAGUAAAAUCCAAAACUAUCGUAAAACACUCAUUUCAAGAUGUAAAGGUUUGACCUAUUUGGAUGAUCGACCAGUCUUUGACAAGGAACGUUUAGCUACCGAAGCAUGGGCUCGCGGUGGUAUAGAAGCUGAACGAGAAGAACGUCAAAGACAGCGUGAUGAAGAUCGUGAUCAGAAUAUGAGAAAUUUUGAAGCUCUCAGACGAUUACAGGAAGAGGCACGAGCCCGGCGUCGUGAAAACGGAGCACUGGUUGAACCCAUCUUUUCUCCAGAACUAUCUCGCUUCCGUGACGAAAUGUUGUCCAAAGUCGACGAACCGCAACACGAUGACGAUAAUAACGAAGAAGAAGAAAUGCCACAACCUGAUAUGGCACCCGCUGCAGAGACCUGGGAUCGUCCUCCUCCAAUGCUUACGGCCAAUACAGGCGCUACAUUGCAAGAGAUUGAUGACGGUGCAGAGGAAGAAAAGGACGAUGAUCAAGUCCCACUUUUGGAAACCGUGACCGCUCAAUCUGAAGUAGACGAGACAUCACCAUCUGUAGAAGACAAAGGUAAAGCAGCAGCUGUAGAUGAAGACACAUCAGACGACGAAGUACACAACGACAACGCUAUGAAAAUAUCAGCCAUAGACGAUAUAGGUGACUACAAUAACGAAGGCGACGACGAAGGAUUCAUCCCAUCUCCACUAACUGAUCCGAUCCUGUCUCAAGGAUACCAACUCCUACCAGCUCAAAAGGAAGCCGAUCGAGAUGUAAUCCACGAAAUUGUAAAACAGUCAGCACAUACUCUUGCCGAGGAGGAAUCAGACCUAUCAUCUCCAUUGAUUAAAACCUCGAGAGACAGCUCGGUACUGGUCGACAUGAAAAAAGACGUGAAUGAUAAUUAUGUAACUGAUGAAAUGGAUGCCUUUGCAUCUUCUAGAUCUAGGUCGAAUACAGACGAAGAAGAUGAUGAACAGGUUGAUGAAAUCCCAUUAAAGGCUGUGGCAUCAACGUCAUCAAUGUCAAAACCAUAUGUACCACCGGUAUCAGCCAUUCCUGCUACACGAGUAUGGGAGCGAGUCUUGUAUGACAAUGAUGAUGAUUUUCGUCGACGUGAGGACGAUGAGUCGUCUGUAGAUGAAGAAGCUGAAGUAUAUCCCGCUAGGGACUCUGCUACGACUUUGAUUGGCGACGAGCCUGUAGUGUUUGCUAGUGGUAGUAAUAGUAAAAUUAGUGCUGUUGGUGAAGACUUGACUGCUCACAAAGUAAUCCAGAUGGUGGAGGGUGAAGGGGGAAUUAACAAAGAUAGCAAGAUACGUAAAGUUGCUAUAGUUGAGGUUGAUUCAUCUGACGAUGAAGAGUGA